This is a messenger RNA of Knipowitschia caucasica, 819 nucleotides long. Lineage: Eukaryota; Metazoa; Chordata; Actinopteri; Gobiiformes; Gobiidae. The record is from the annotation of a GenBank genome assembly.
AUGAGCGAAAAUGGUCCUGGAGAAAAACGAUACGAUCCUCAAGACACCACCUUAAAGUUUGUGAACAGACCGGACGACCUGGACCCUAUGCCUCCAGACGAAGGAGAAGAGUGCAUCUGUGCAGAGAUGUCCUGUGGUCAUGCAGUCACCCCACAGUCCCUGACUGGGUGGUGCCGCAGUCUUCUGGACCAGGGACAGUACAAGUUCAAGUGUCCUGCUCUGAAGAAGGGCACCACUCAGAAGUGCGAGAAGGAGUGGCCCUAUCAGGAGGUGCGCAGGCUGGCUGUGCUCACUGCAGACGAGAUGGAGCACUUUGAGGAGAAUCUGGCCCGUUUAGCUGCUGCAACGUACUUCGAGUACAAGGCUUGUCCUGGGUGUAAAACAUAUGUGGAGAGGAAAGACCUGACCAACCUUGACGUGGAGUGUACAGUUUGUCGAUCUGACAACAAAAACAGUCAGUUCUGCUGGCAGUGCCUCAAACCCUGGAAAGGCCCAGCUCCUCGCUCUGACCGCUGUGACAAUGAUGGCUGCACCAACCUUGAGCUGCAGCUGCUGUUGAAUUGCAAAACAACCAACCUCCAGGAGGUGGAGGGGGCACAAGCAGUGCCCUCCAUCCGGGCCUGCCCCACAUGUGGGCAGAAGGUGGAACACAACAAGACAGGCUGCAAGAACGUCAUCUGCCCUCGCUGCCAGAAAGAGUUCUGCUUUGUGUGUCUGAAGCUGACCCCUGAGUGUCUGCAGACCAGCUCCUACUAUAAGCCCUGCAGCGCUGGAGUGGCCCCGCGGCAGACCGCCAUCCCAGUGUGGCAGCGGGACUGA